AUUAAUUAACGAUAUUGCAAGGGUUUAUUUUAUUCCUCUUCAGUGAGGGCUUUGUGGUGGAGAGCCCAUCAUGGAAACACAGUGUGUGAAGCUGGGAAUACAACCUCGAUUCAAUACCAGUUCAUAUCAGGAUGCUACAUGCAUGUUUUCACCAAGGGGUAAGUUAGCAUCGCCAGUCUAUCUACUGUCAUGUUUCUGUAAGGUGGGAGGAAAAUACAGGACACAGAGGAACCCCACAAACACAUGAGAACCUGCAAAUCUCCAUACAGUCAGUAAGUAAGCCAAGAUAAGGAUCAAACUGGAAACUGUGGUGCUUUUGGUGGUGACCUACUGAAUCCAGCUCAACAAAGCUAGGCUGGAUGGGCCAGUUUUUCAGCGUGUUACGAAGUUGAAAACACUUAUCUCUAUAAAGUUAAGCUUGUGGCCCACAGAACCUUGAAUCUGAUGUCAAUUCGAGAAACUCAAGACAAGAAAACUACAUAUCCCAGAAUCGUCCCUGGUGCGAAAGUUGAUAGUCGCGACCUUGGGGAAAACUAGUGGUACAGCAUGGUGAAUAAAGAGCCUAAUUUUUUUUCAGCAUUUGGGGAAUUUUGCUGGCCGGAUGUCCUCUGGUCCUCAUGGUGCAGGAGUUUGAUUGAAAUUACUAAUUGGUUCUGGUGCACUUGCCUAUGGAAUCAAAGAGGCUACAUACUGUAUACAGUGGAGGGGGGUCAGCGUGCGAUCAUCUUCAGCAGAAUCGGUGGAAUGCAGAUGCACACAGUCCUGUCUGAGGGGCUACACUUCAGAAUACCAUGGUUUCAGUACCCCAUUAUUUAUGAUAUCAGAGCAAAACCACAGAAAUGUAAGAUUUCCUCAUUGACAGGAAGUAAAGGGAGCCGAGAACUUCAGGAUCUCAGGUGUCAUUGGGCAUCA
Messenger RNA from Tachysurus fulvidraco (yellow catfish), 912 nucleotides. It is a transcript of the gene phb2b, whose product is annotated as prohibitin 2b. The annotation marks the transcript as partial. The record is from RefSeq and is a predicted model, not a curated record. Gene Ontology annotation, biological process: mitochondrion organization. Gene Ontology annotation, cellular component: membrane; mitochondrion. Lineage: Eukaryota; Metazoa; Chordata; Actinopteri; Siluriformes; Bagridae. The transcript has 5 exons.